UAAGAUUAGCAGCAGAAGCAGAGUAGAGCAGGUCUGUUCAGGUUGUUAGGAAUAACUAAGUGUCCAGAAGGUCACUCCCACAGUUUAAUAAAAGCGAGCUUGUUGAUAAGAGGAGAGCCCACUGUGAUCAUCACUUGUAACAUGAAAUGCAUUGUGGGACUCGUGCUUUUUGUGCUCUAUUUUUUUGCAUUGUCUCUUGCUGUGAUUCCAAAAUGCUUCAAGAUGAAAGCAGAAAUCGACCACCUCCGGCAUUUUCCGCUCUCAGAGAGCAAUGUGACAACUCUGUCUGUCGGUGAUGUGCUUUAUGAUCCAGAGUGUGAACCCAAUGGGCUCUUCAAGGCCAAGCAGUGCAAAAGUAGUGACGUAUGCUGGUGUGUCGAUGGUGCAGGUGUGCGGCGAUCUCACUAUGGUGAUCGAAAUCUUCGGUGUGAGGAACUCGUUGGGCCAAACUGGGUACGCAUUAUGAUGAAGAGCAAAGAAACUAGUACCCCCUUGGAGCUUUCCCAGGUGCAGAGAGCUAUUGCCAGUGCCAUUCAGGACCAAGACAAUGGUGAUCCAAAAAUUCAAGUCAAGUAUGAUGUUGAUGCGCGUCUCAUCACCAUGGAGGUGAGGAAAAACGCUGAUGAUCAUACACAGGAUCUGUCUCUACUGAACUACUACAUAGAGAAAGACGCUGUUGUGCAGUCGUUAUUCAAUGACCAAAUGAACUUUGAACCAACAAUCGAAAGUGAAAAACUGGAGCUUGAGAGCAUCAUGGUUUACUAUGUGGAAGAGAAGGAACCCACAAACGGCAUAAAGCCGCUCACUACCGGCCUUCUAACUGUCACUUGUGUGUUUAUCCUGACAGCUUGUGUUGGGCUCUUAAUUCUGUUCCUGAUCAGAAGACAAAAGAAGGCCCAAUAUGAAAAAGCUCAGACCAGGGAUUUGGAAGAGAUUUAGUUACUAACCCAAGCUUCAAGCUGGUGAAAAAUGAUGACGCAACAAAACACCUGAUGAUUAUAAAUGCAUACACUGUUUAUGAGCUAUAUUCAUGUUAUUGUCUCUUUGUUUCUCUUUUUUGAAUUAUGAAUCAAUUUCAAUAAAAUUCAAAAUAGAUUGGAAUACAUUGAUAUUGGAUACAUAGAGUGUGUUUAAUAUUACACAACAUCAUUGUCAUUGCCAUCUUCAAUGUUACUCAUGUAAUAUGUCCCACUAAGGAAUGUUUAUUUCUUUUAAAAAUAAAAAGAUUAUGUUA
Molecule: messenger RNA, 1234 nt
Organism: Silurus meridionalis
Lineage: Eukaryota; Metazoa; Chordata; Actinopteri; Siluriformes; Siluridae
Product: epithelial cell adhesion molecule-like
Exons: 8
Coding region: 142-939 (265 amino acids)
Cellular component (GO): membrane
Source: RefSeq, a predicted model, not a curated record